This is a messenger RNA of Clarias gariepinus (North African catfish), 6565 nucleotides long. RefSeq names its product ring finger protein 157 (gene rnf157). NCBI's taxonomy places the organism in Eukaryota, Metazoa, Chordata, Actinopteri, Siluriformes, Clariidae. Gene Ontology annotation, molecular function: ubiquitin protein ligase activity. The transcript has 19 exons. The record is from RefSeq and is a predicted model, not a curated record. Bases 400 to 2499 code for a protein of 699 amino acids. Gene Ontology annotation, cellular component: cytoplasm. Gene Ontology annotation, biological process: protein ubiquitination.
UUAGGGUUCGGAAGCAGCGCGUAAAAAGCCCGAGCAUCAGCGCGCGCAGUCCGGACCGGACACGAUGAACAAGAGAACGGGCUGAUCCGCGGAACCCCGUCUCUGUUACCGAGAAGCGGCUUUGUUCCGCAGCAGCAGGCGGACUGAAGCAUGCCGCUGCGAGCCAAGAGGUAGCUAUAAAGGAGCAGAGAGACAGGAGAGAGAGAGAGAGAGAGAGAGAGGAGCAGAGCAGGGGUUUAGGGACAGGAGCUGAACAAGGAGCCGGAGGUCUCCGAGGACGCGCUCAGGACCGAGGACAUCUCAGAAGCCGUGCGCAAUCAGGGGUUCGGUUCUGAAGGGAGAAGAGAGCACCAGACUGCGUUUUGGCUUCCACCUGAAUGUUCAUCUGCAGCAGAGAUAAUGGGAGCUUUAACCAGCAGACAGAACGCUGGAGUGGAGGAGCUGGACAUCCCAUCCAACUCAGUGUACAGAUACCCACCCAAGAGCGGAAGUUACUUCGCCAGCCAUUUCAUCAUGGGAGGAGAAAAGUUUGAUUCGACCCAUCCUGAGGGUUACUUGUUUGGAGAGAACACAGAUCUCAAUUUCCUGGGAACCAGACCAGUUACAUUCCCUUAUACCGCCCCACCACCUCACGAGCCGGUGAAGACCCUCCGAAGUCUUGUCAACAUCCGAAAAGAUACUCUUCGACUGGUCAGAUGUAGCGAAGACAUGAAGCUGCCCGGGCACGAGGUCGGAAAGAGCCGCAGUUGCUACAACAUUGAGUUUACCUUCGAUGCUGAUACACCAGUCGCCAUCACUAUUUACUACCAAGCCAUUGAGGAGUUCCACAAUGGUGUACCAGUAUACCUGCCACAGGACAGCUCUCUGAAAUCGGAGACGGUGCAUUUUAAGAGAGGCGUCUGCCAGCAGUUCUGCUUGCCCUCGCAUUCUGUCAAUUUGUCCGAGUGGUCAGACGAGGAGCUCUUAUUCGACAUGGAUAAAGAAGUUUUUCCCAUGGUGAUUCAGGCCGUGGUGGAUGAGGGAGACGAACAUCUAGGACAUGCUCACAUUCUUCUUGCCACCUUUGAGAAGCACAUGGAUGGCACCUACUGUGUCAAACCUCUGAAGCAGAAGCAAGUGGUGGAUGGUGUUAGUUACCUACUUCAGGAGAUUUAUGGCAUAGAAAACAAAUACAACAGCCAGGAAGCUAAAGCAGCUGAUGAUGAGAUCAGCGAUAACAGUGCGGAGUGUGUGGUGUGUCUGUCUGAUGUACGCGACACGCUCAUCCUUCCAUGCAGACACCUGUGCUUGUGCAACGCCUGCGCAGACACCCUGCGCUACCAAGCCAAUUGCUGCCCGAUCUGCCGACUGCCAUUUCGAGCUCUGCUUCAGAUCCGGGCUUUGAGGAGGAAGUUAAGCCCCGUCUCCACUACCGGCUUCAAUCCAGCCAUCACUUCCCAGUCCUCAGACUCUGAGGAGCAUUCGGCAGCUGAAAACGUUCCCCAGGGAUUCGAGGCAGUGUCUCUUUUAGAGGCUCUAAACGGCCCAUUCAAUCCUUCACCACGCGCUCCUGCACUGCACGGCGUGACAAAAGCUCACAUCUCUGGAACUCUGCCUGCGUACGGCACUUCGAGCCAUCACACGGCCACACACUCGCUUUCUCACUUAGAGCACUCCAUAACCUCCAGCCAAGGCCUCAAGGUCAAGAAGAGCAGCUCCAAGUCUCUCUCCCAGAAUUCCCAGAACUCCUCAGUGCUGCCUGAGGAGGAGGAUGAGAAAUCGUGCAGUGAGUCAGAGGCUCAGGUGUGCAGGAGGAAACUGCCGGUGGACCAGCAGGAGUGUGGCAUGACCCCUGAUAGCGACAAUCUCACCCUGUCCUCAUGUGGAGCGAUAGAGCAGUCCUCAUGUAGCGGCACGCCGCUGUCUUCGACCAUCACCUCACCUGAAGACCCAGUGAGCAGCAGUUUGGCCCAGUCUGUCAUGUCCAUGGCGUCUUCACAGAGUCAGAACUCUCGCAUCAGCACCGACACACUUUCCUCCAUGUCUGGCUCCUACCUGCUGGGUGCAGAGGGGGAUGAACACCACCAGAACACGCCUGAGAGCCGGCCAUGCUCCCAGCAGGAGAGCGAGAAAACCCCAAGUGAAUCGCAUGACCACAGCUUUAUGGUAGCGGUGGUUGAAGAGCAAGAUUCAGAGGGAAAUGAUGUCACUGAGGAGGACUGUGCAUCCCCUACUAAAGACCAGGGUGGGCGCAGGAGGAGUGAGGUGCCUUGUCCAGAGUUUGACAAUAACAAUCAGGGGCGGUCUGACACCCACUGUGUGACAGGCCUGGACAAUGAACAGGCUCCUGAUGGCCAAUUCGCUGAGCUGCUGUACCUGGAAGCCAGCUGGCGUUCCCAGGAGUCUCUGCUUCAUCAUGCCUGCAACAGCAACAUCAAUCUGGACGAGCAGAGUGUCACCAACACGGGGACGAGCCCGAAAAACACACCAAAAACACGCCACGGACCGCUACCUGUGUAAAAGGCGUCCCUCCAGCAUCUGACCCCCGUAUCGACUCAUCAUCGCACCCUCAGAUCUUAAAAGCAGAACAACUUGUUCCUCAAACUUUAAAUUAGAGUAGUGGUGCACAGCAACGGCUUUGUCUUCUGACCUCACCCUGCUCCUUUACCAAUGCAUGUGGAGAAAAACAUGAUGGUGGAUUUGAUUAAAAUGAAAAGCUUCAGGAACAUCUGAUCAAACUAGAGUCCUGACUUUGCAGUUAAGUGUUAAUUAGAAGUAUUUAAACCACAGGAACUCAGUUACUUUAGGCGCAUUUCCACUAGAGGAAGAAUAAUUCCUGGGCUGGACUUUAGUUCCCAGAACCUUUUUAGUUUAUGGAACUAUAUCCAUACUGGAACUAAAAAGCUUCAGUAGUCUAGAAGGGGAUUAGUAUUGUUAAGAUGAAUGUCCAUUCAGCCCUUACUUUGGUUUUAAUAAAACACAAACUUCACAUUCACCCAAAACACUCGAGAGAUUAACAAGCAACAAAUUUUAAGGAAUUACAGUCAUAUAUAGUAUUUUGUACCUUAAAGGUGCUGUCUGGAAUUUUAGUAAGAGUUCCUAUCCCUAUAAUAUUUACAUAAUUUCAAUGACGCACAUACCAAAAAAAUGUAAAAAAAAUAUUUCCAUACAAUGAAAAAUGUAAUUUAUUAUUAUUAUUAUUAUUAUUAUUAUUAUUAAUAAUAAUAAUAAUAAUAAUAAUAAUAUUUACUGUUAGCAUUUUUCCAGCCCAGAAAUAAGCUCCAUUCCUAGCUGCAACACAGCUGCUCAGGUAUACCCCUCUUUUCCUCAAAAGGCAACUCAACAUAUUUUCAUUAGCACGAGUGCUGUCACUGUAAAAGCAAUACACCUUCCAUUCAGGGGACGUCUGCAAAAAAAUUACAAACUACUGUUUUAAUGCUAAUGAGUAACGUUGUUGUUUCUGUAGUCAGUGGAAAUGCGUCUAAUGUCACUUACACUGUCUAUAUCCAAAACCACCUGGAAGAUCUAUGGCUAGAUCUUGUUAGAAAUUACACACACACACACAAACACACACACACACACACACAUAAAUUAACAAAACGUUUGCAUGCUCAGCCAAUCCUUUCUGAAUCCACAUGCACUUCAGAAUUGUCUGUGUCUGAAUGUCAGUAUCAACAUGUUGCACUUCCUGUAUCACUCUGACAGGUGAAACAAACAUAAGGUGGAUUUUACGAGGCGAUUUUUUUCCUUCCGCCUGCUCGUUGACGUCACAAACUGGACUUUAGAGCAAUAAGACAUCGUCACUGAGCUGCUCUUAUCAUCGUGCAUGUUACAAAGCCACAAAAUCACCUAAAGCUACAAAGCUGCCUCACCUGACGUCCAUAUCCGACUGGCCAAAUCAGUGCUAAUGAAGAAGAAAUCCUCCAUCACGUCAUUAUAACAGUCUCAUAACACCUUUAAAACCAGAACAGUACAAUCAUAUCUGUUUACUGAUUACAUUUUAGCUUGUUUACGGAUAGCUGCAUUUCGCGUAAUGCGGGGAGCAGAUGGUAGGAAACGGCAGGACGGAUUUGCCGGGCAAAAGCGCCAGUGUGACUUUGGCAUGCCAGGUCAUACGAUAUUUUAAUUUUCCUUCUUCUUUUUCUUCUACAUGACAAUGGGUCCACUGUGCACUAUACACUAUAAGAUCCUAAAGACAUGUUUACUGAUUCGGAAAAUAAAAAUGUGCCACAUGCUUUUCAGUAUUAGACCAAAAAUUUUAACUUGAAAGUGGCUUAACCUUUUUUUUUUUUCCUGAUUUAGCAAUGUGUUGCUCAGUAACCCCUAACAAAUCUGGCAUUUUUUUGUGUUCGUGUCAUCUUAAUUCUAAAGUAAACAAUUGUAUGACUGCUGAAAGGUUGUGAGUUUAAAUCUCAAAACUUAUUUACAGUAGCAAUUCUGUAACAGGUCUUACUUUUUUCAGUCUCCAUGACUAAAUAUGGUUCCCCGUCUUGCCAAAGUAGAGGCUAGAUAUAGUACAGGCUCAAUCUCUGUUUGGCAUAAUUACACCACAGGUUGUUAGUUUGUAUAUAGGAUGAUAGUGAGGUUUGGGAUGUAGAUUGUACAACAUAACAGUCUUCCAUAGUGUUGGAACGUGUGUUUGGCUGCUUUAGGUUUUUACACAUAAAGAACCAAAUGCUGAUAAAACAUAAAUCAGCCCUUGAAGAUUACAAACAUUUUACAACAGAAAAUGCCACUAUCUAUUUAGUGCUUAUAAAAUAUCUGUAUCUGUAUUCGGAUUUAAACCUAAAAUCUGUGCGGCCUAAACCAAAAGAUUAUUUCUGCCAUCUUUUCUAAAUGGUUUUCAAAAUGCAGUUUUGCAUAGGACCAUUUUUGUAACUGAUUGUGACUUUUUUAUAUUUAAUGUUGAAACGGCGGCACAAUGGCUUAGUGGUUGGGGGGGCAGAUUCGAUUCCCGCCUCGGGUCUGUGUGCAUGGAGUUUGCAUGUUCUCCCCGUGCUUGGUGGGUUUCCUUCAGGUACUCUGGUUUCCUCCCACAAUCCAAAGACAUGCAAAUUAAUUUAUGACCUGCCACGGUCAUAAAUUAAAAAUAAAUAUAAUAGUGAAUAACCAUUGGCCUCCCCGUCCCAAACUAAACUACAAUGGUUCCUAGAUGGAUGGAUAGAUUAAAUUGAACUAGAAGCCUAAUUUAAACUGCAUUAAAUGCAUGAUUAUUAAUCAAUUUCCCAUUAACAAAUGUUGUCCCAGCAAGAACACUUAUGCCGACUGAGCGUUUUAAUAUACCUAAGACGAUGUUGUAAUGACAUUCACCUUUGGGACAAUGUUGUUUUUAAAAUUUAAUGACUUUGAUAAAUCUUUAUUGCUGAGAUAAUAUUGAUUGAACCACCCAAACACAACUUGUUGCUGUUUAAUUUAAUAUUGAAGUUAAUUAUUGUUGGCCUUUUUUAAAAUUAUUUUGUUGUGGUACUCAAAAUUAUGUUUUUGACUCAUAAUUGAAUUCUCAAUACUCAAUUACUAACAUCAACAGUACGUCCAGUGGUAAGCUUGUUGAGUUUGGGUCCAGUUCAGGCCAUCGGUUUGGUAUUAAUGCUUUUUUAAUGUCAUUUUUGCAUCAUUUUGUUACACAUUUGUUUGUCACAUUUGUUUAACAUUAUCCCAUCAUCAUGUAUUUAACGCUGUUCUCACGUCAUUUUAUUAAAGUCGUUCAAAACUUUCAAAAACGACUUAAUAUCAAAGUUGUCCCAAAGUCGCUAAAUUAACAUCAUCAAACCUUUUUGACAACUAAAAUUCCUGCUGAAUUAUAUCAGAUUGCUCUCUUGAAGUGCUAGUGUCAGCCAGAUAACCUGCAUAGCUUAGUGACAAACUUAAAAAAAACUAAAAUAAAAUAAUAAUCGACAUAAUCUGAGGCAAGAUUCAUGGCCAACAAAUCUGGAUCGGGAUUUCUAAUUUGAAUUAAUUGUGAUCUCAAAAAAACUGUCCAGUUUAGAAUUUUUAUUUAGUUGUGAAAAGCUAGGUCGCUAGUUUAUUAGUGAUACCAAUUUAAUUAGCUAAAAAACUAGCAACCCAGUUGUGCUGUAUGUAUUUGAUGAAAUAUUAAUAACAACAGACAGUUACUGUUGUUACUUAAUGUACAUAAAGAAUAAUUUCUACAAAAUAUGUUUGUUUUUAUUAGACCAUGAAUCUGUGUUGCAUGUAACACUAGCCUACAUGUGUUAUUUAAAGAAGUGUAUGUUUGUGGUAGAUAUUUACAGUUUACAGAAGCCCCUUGAGAUCAACGCAGAGGCUCUCACAGAUGACAUAGGUCUACAGGUUUAGCCGAAUUUGUCCUUAAAUGCAAUAGACAUGUAGAUAUGAAGUAAAAAGAUAUCUGUCGAAUAGAAGAGAAACUCUUUUCAGAUGCUGCAUCACAUUAGAAACAGCUUCAUACUAACAAAGGUUCACUUUCUGCUCUAGACUUUUGUUCUGUCUUCUUGUCACUUUGCAUCCAUUGUAACAAUGACUGUGAUGCACCGAAUCCACACUGAACUGAGUCCAUACACUGAUCACUUUUUUAACAACAAUAAACAUGUCUUUCUAACAAAUAUAA